UCCUUUAACAAGGUAGCUUUUGAAUUCAGUGUCUGGGGCUUGUUCUGACUCCAACCAGGCUCUUGUUAGCUCUCUCCUUCCCCCGUUCUCUGCAGUAAACUAGCUGGCCCGAGGGGUACUUUGUUGCACUAACGGAGGCACCAGCUUCCUCCUAGUUGCUUACCACCAAAGCCUCCACUGACUUUGAGAGCGCCUUUGAGCUUGAACUUCCCACACAUUGUUUCAAAUAAAGUCACUAUUUUUUUGCAGUGAGAGCUUCAGAACUUUCUGUUUCAUUGCCUGCUUCUCGGUAGGCAGAAUCCCUGGGCCGCAGCUCUGGAGCUGAGGGCAGGGACAGUGGUGCCCGUCUCACUGGGUGACAGUGCCUCCUUAGGGUGGGGAUGGUAGCCUCUGGCCUUCUCGGCUCGCCUUUCCCACGGGGGAGCCUCUUUCCUGCAAAGGAGCUUGGGCUAGAGCUACCAGGGCUCCGUGUUGCCAGCCCUCCGGACUCUGAGGUCAAGCUUUUGCUCCUCGAGCAGAGGCUGAUAGAAGAGGGAGCCCCUGGCUUCUCUGCUGCGCCUGCCUGGAACUUGGUCUCUGCAACAUGGAGCUAGAAGUGCAGUCCCACGAAAUGAGUUUCAGCCUGGUGGCUAGGAGAAAGAAGUCAGGAAAGAAACUUGGCUUCAGACCUUUGUUUUUACUUUUGGAGAUAAGAGAUGGUAGGCCUGUGUUAAUAUUUCCACCUUACAUUUUUGGAAGAAGGUGUAUAUUUUAAGGCCAAACAGCUGGUUGUGAUGUGCCAGGGAUAUACAUGCAGGCGGUCCGGCUCCAGAACCCGCCUCAGCUUAACCUCUGCUGGACUGUGGGAGUCUGGAGGACAUGGCCUUGGGGUUUUCACUUUAUGCUUCUAACCUCCAAGGUACAGAUGACUGUGUGCAGGCAUAUAUGUAUUUGUCCUCUGCCUUCUCCCAGCAGGUGCUCGGCGUCCCUGUGGCCUCCAUGUUUAAAGCAGAACGUGUGUGCGGAGUGGACGUGGUUCUCUUCCGAAGCCUCUUUAGGGCCACAGGACCAGGCACUGUUUGAGUGGACAUACUGCUCCGUACUGUGCACCCCAGGGUCUCCUGUGCUGGCCAUGCCCGUGCCCACGGAGGGCACCCCUCCACCCCUCAGUGGUACCCCUGUCCCAGUCCCAGCCUACUUCCGCCAUGCAGAACCUGGCUUCUCCCUCAAGAGACCUGGGGGGCUCAGUCGCAGCCUCCCACCCCGGCCCCCUGCCAAGGGCAGCAUCCCUAUCAGCCGCCUCUUCCCUCCUCGGACCCCAGGCUGGCACCAGCCCCAGCCCCGGAGGGUGUCAUUCCGAGGCAGAGCCUCUGAGACCCUGCAGAGCCCCUCAUAUGACCCCAGCCGGCCAGAGUCCUUUUUCCAACAGAGUUUCCAGAGGCUUGGCCGCCUGGGCCACGGCUCUUAUGGAGAGGUCUUCAAGGUACGCUCUAAGGAAGAUGGCCGGCUCUAUGCCAUAAAGCGUUCUAUGUCACCGUUCCGGGGCCCCAAGGACCGGGCCCACAAGCUGGCCGAGGUGGGCGGCCACGAGAAGGUGGGGCAGCACCCACGCUGCGUGCGGCUGGAGCAAGCCUGGGAGGAGGGCGGCAUCCUGUACCUGCAGACGGAGCUGUGUGGGCCCAGCCUGCAGCAGCACUGUGAGGCCUGGGGCGCCGGCCUGCCCGAGGCCCAGGUCUGGGGCUACCUGCGGGAUACCCUGCUUGCCCUGGCUCACCUCCACGGCCAAGGCCUGGUCCAUCUUGACGUCAAGCCUGCCAACAUCUUCCUGGGGCCCCGGGGCCGGUGCAAGCUGGGUGACUUUGGGCUGCUGGUGGAGCUGGGUACGUCUGGAGCUGGUGAGGCCCAGGAGGGAGACCCCCGGUACAUGGCUCCUGAGCUGUUGCAGGGCUCCUAUGGGACAGCAGCGGAUGUGUUCAGUCUGGGUCUCACUAUCCUGGAAGUGGCGUGCAACAUGGAGCUACCCCAUGGUGGGGAGGGCUGGCAGCAGCUUCGCCAGGGCUAUCUGCCCCCUGAAUUCACGGCUGGCCUGUCUUCCGAGCUGCGUUCUGUCCUCACCAUGAUGCUAGAACCUGACCCCAAGCUGCGGGCCACAGCCUCGGCCCUGCUGGCCCUGCCCAUGCUCAGGCAGCCUCGGCCCUGGAGCGUUCUGUGGUAUAUGGCUGCUGACGCCUUCAGUCGAGGGUGGGCCCUGUGGCAGGCCCUGCUUUCCUUGCUGUGCUGGCUCUGGCAUGGGCUGGCUCACCCUGCCAGCUGGCUGCAGCCCCCAAGCCCACCAGCCACCCCACCUGGCUCCCCGCCCUGCAGCCUCCUCCUGGACAGCAGCCUCUCCAGCAGCUGGGAUGACGACAGCAUAGGGCUCUCACUCUCUCCAGAGGCCGUCCUGGCCAGGGCUGUCGGGAAUACCUCCACCCCCCGUCAUGGCUCCCCCGCCCCCCGGAACAGGUACUCACUGAGGGAUGCCCUGGACCUAAGUGACAUUGACUCUGAGCCCCCUCGGGGUUCCUUCCCCUCCUUUGAACCUCGGAACCUCCUCAGCCUGUUUGAGGACUCACUGGGCCCAACCUGAAUCUACAGGCCAGCCUUGGUGCUUUUAACCUUUUAGCCACCCCCCAAUCCUCCUGGAGGCUGGGUCCCUCUGGGAACUCCAGAGGUGCCUCCUGCCUACCCAUGUCUAAUAAAAGGUAUUUGAAUCUUGGGAGCACCCAAGCUUGCUUGUGUGGCAACACAGCGCUUCCUGCCCCUUUUAUUGAU
Molecule: messenger RNA, 2790 nt
Organism: Leptonychotes weddellii (Weddell seal)
Lineage: Eukaryota; Metazoa; Chordata; Mammalia; Carnivora; Phocidae
Source: RefSeq, a predicted model, not a curated record